UGAGAUGGCAUCAACAGCUGAGAACCUCUCAGAAAGCCAAUCCACCACUAGAUCUUGUCCCAAUCAUGCAGUCAACCUGCUGAAAGGCUUUACAUCACUGUGGGAAGAUGGCACACUUUGUGACCUGUUACUUACCAGCUUCGAUGGUCAGACAUUUCCUGUUCACAAGGUCUUGCUCUCUACGUGUUCACAAACCAUCAAGAAAAAUUUUAAUUGUCUGAGACAGGGAGAGACUUUUAAGUGUGGUAAAGCACUGCCAGCGGCAUUGUCAUUAGUUGUACAUUACAUCUACACAGGUGUACUGUGUGUUAAUGAGGAAAGUGUGGGUGCUGUCAACAGCAUUGCAGAACUAUUGGAGAUGGAAUCACUGAAGGCAGUGUGCAAGUUUACAAAAGACGGCAGAACUCAAGACAUACAGACAGAGGAACAAGUGUUUCGCCUCACAAGAAGUGAUGAAGGACUUCAGUGUCAAAGAUAUGACACAGGUCUGAGAAAGGAAACUUGCAAUGCUGCUAGCUUGUCAGGAACAUUGAGUAGCACUCUAAGCAAUAAAUUUACCAUACCUGCACACAGGUUGUCAAAAAUUGACAAAUUCCCAGAGGAGCAGAGUGACAGUAUGUGUAUGGUGAAUGAUAAUCACUUCGAAGAAGUAGUGCAGGGUCUGCAGCAGUUGCGUACUGACGUCACCACGUGUGACGUUGUGCUGGUGGCGGAACACGCCACCUUCCCUGCACACCGCGCUGUUCUGUCUGCCUGUAGUGACUACUUCAGGGCCAUGUUCACAGUUGGUAUGCGUGAGUGUGGAGAGAAGAAGGUGACCCUACUUGGCCUGACAUCUGUGGGUGUGUCUGCUGCUGUACACUACAUGUACACUGGGGAGGUCCAUCUGUCUGAUACAGCUCUACAGGAUGUACUGGAGGCUGCCAGUGUCCUCCUCAUCAAUGAUGUGCUAGACAUCUGUUUGGAACAUCUGAUAGAGACAAUGUCAGUUGAUUCCUGUCUGACACGACUUCACCAGGCAGACUGUUACAGCCUGGACAGACUAGAGACAGCUGCAGAUGACUUUAUCUUAGCACACAUCACUCAAGUGUCCAAACUGCCCCAAUUUCAGGACUUGGUGUGUGAUAAGCUGUGUGAAUAUCUGGACAGUGACCACUUGGGUGUUUCCAAUGAGCUGGAGACCUUCCGUGUAGCACUUACCUGGCUCAACCACGACUUUCAAACAAGACGGCAGUUUGCUGGUCAGGUGAUGAGCCAUGUCCGUUUUCCCCUGCUGUCCAUAGAGGACCUGGUACGACAUGUACGGACGGUGGACUUCAUGAGGAGGGACCAGGACUGCCGUGCUCUGGUUAUGGAGGCAACACGGUAUCAGAAGUGCCCUACCCAGCAGAUCCUUCAGCAGACCCGCCGUACACAGGUCCGCUCAGCCAGUCAGGUGUUGGUGGUGGUGGGAGGGUCCACUGUGGAGGGGGAGGCAGAUGAGAGUAGGGAGGAGGACCGUUGGCAGUAUGCCGCGGGUCUGGACGUCGGGCUGCUCGGACACGCCUGCUGUGUCCAUGGCAACGGGGUCUAUAUCAGCGGUGGGCGCAGCAUCGCUCGCGGGAGGAACGGCUUCCGCCUGUACGACCCCGAAUCAGGCGUGACGGAGCUCGCCCCACUGAGACAUGCCAGGAGUAACCACGCCAUGGUGGCGGUCCCCGGCAGGUUCCUGGUGUUCGGGGGUGAAAACGGCACAACCACCAUCGCACAGGUGGAGAUGUACAGCCUGGCUGGAGUGGGAAAAGUGGGAGUGGAGCAUCAUGGGAAGGCUACCGUACAAGUGUGAUGGGAUAGCGGCGGCCAUUUUGACCUUGCCAGAACAGUUCAAGAGAGAAGCGGAGGCAAGGACAAGAUCGGGGUCACAUUCACAUGCUGGAUGAAUACCAAACAUUAGCUCAAUAAAAAUGACAAUACACUGUAUUGAAAAAGGCUAAAAACUAGGCUACAAAAACAUGCGAAUAAAGGGCAGAAAUGAUAAUUUUAUAUGAAUAUGAGUAGAAAUGAUAUA
This is a messenger RNA of Branchiostoma belcheri (Belcher's lancelet), 2047 nucleotides long. RefSeq names its product kelch-like protein 13. The record is from RefSeq and is a predicted model, not a curated record. Lineage: Eukaryota; Metazoa; Chordata; Leptocardii; Amphioxiformes; Branchiostomatidae. Gene Ontology annotation, molecular function: protein binding. The transcript has 8 exons. The coding region runs from base 5 to 1825 and encodes 606 amino acids.